Molecule: messenger RNA, 3276 nt
Organism: Phodopus roborovskii (desert hamster)
Lineage: Eukaryota; Metazoa; Chordata; Mammalia; Rodentia; Cricetidae
Gene: Slc24a1
Product: solute carrier family 24 member 1
Exons: 10
Coding region: 39-3260 (1073 amino acids)
Biological process (GO): visual perception; intracellular calcium ion homeostasis; long-term synaptic potentiation
Cellular component (GO): membrane
Molecular function (GO): calcium channel activity; calcium, potassium:sodium antiporter activity
Source: RefSeq, a predicted model, not a curated record
AAUGAAAGACCAACUGUAACCAGGCAUAACUGGCUAUCAUGGGGAAACUGAUCAGGAUUGGGACACAGGAGAGGCGGUUAUUCCGACGACCAAAGAGGCUUCAUUGGAGUCGCCUCCUUUUCCUCCUGGGAAUGUUGAUCAUCGGUUCCACCUAUCAGCACCUGAGGAGACCCCAGAACUCCUCCUCAAUGUGGAAAAAAGCCUCUUCCCAGCAGCCUAUUAAACUGGCCAGCAGGGACCUCCCCAGUGAUGAGAUGGCAGUGGUGGGAAGUGACCCUCCAGAGGCUAGCUCGGAAGUGGAUGGUGAAAUGCUGGCACCCCAAAACACAGUGAUCAGGGAUGAAGCAACACCUAGCAUAACAAUGGAUGACACCCCCAACCCACCCAGAACAACCAAGAUCACUCCAACAUCACCAAAGAAUACUUAUGGUCCUAUAGCUGCUGGCACAGAGAGAAAAAAGGAAAACCCUCCACCCACAUCUAGCAGGGUAUCAAACCACUUCAUCUCAAUGUCAGGCAGAGAGAAAAUAAAAAGCUAUUCCCCAAUAAUCAGGGGAGAAAGGAGGAACUCCACCCCAACUCACUCCAGGGAAAAGGGAAGGAAGUAUACCCCAUCCCCAGCGGGUGCACCAUCUGCUACCACCCCCAUAUCCACAGAGAAAGACAGCAAAACCAUGGCAACCUAUAGGCUAUUGGAGACCAAACCUCCUGAGAGAACAGUGGAAGAAACCACUGCAGCUUCUCUCAAGAGAGUGGUUCCGAACACCCAGAUUUUCUUAACACGUGAAGUAGAAACAGCUCUCUUGACUUCUCCAAGUUUGGUGGAAGAGAACACCUUGGGUAGUGCUAGAAGAGAGGAACAAAACAGCUCUACCAGUCCCCAGGGAGUAUUCCCACAGCAAACUCCAGCCACCUCUGAGAAGCAAGUGACAAUAAGAGCCAGGAUGGGUAAUAACCCAGCAACCAUCGGAGCUUCGACUGCUGCCUGGAGAAUUAACAAUCCCUUGUCCAGAACCAGCGCACCAACCAUUAGAAUUGCUCCAGCCACCAACAGGGAACUGGCAAAGAGACCAUCCACAGCACACAGUGCCCCAGUAACUCCCAAAGUCAAGGCAAUCCUGACCACACAGGUCCACCGCUGUGUGGUCAUGGAGCCAGUCACAGCGGUACCCAUGACCCCAUCUGCAAGCAUAACAAACAUUCUGUUCCCAGGGACACCCAGCCCCAGUCCCUCAACUUUACCACCUGGCUGGCCAAAACUCCACGCCAAGGCAGAGUACCCCCCAGAUCUGUUCAGUGUAGAGGAUCGGCGACAGGGCUGGGUGGCGCUGCACAUCUUCGGCAUGAUGUAUGUGUUUGUGGCCUUGGCCAUUGUGUGUGAUGAAUACUUUGUUCCAGCCCUGGGAGUCAUCACAGACAAGCUGCAGAUCUCUGAGGAUGUGGCAGGAGCCACGUUCAUGGCUGCUGGAGGCUCAGCUCCUGAGCUGUUCACCUCUCUCAUCGGUGUCUUUAUUUCCCACAGCAAUGUGGGUAUUGGUACCAUUGUGGGCUCUGCUGUGUUCAACAUCCUUUUUGUUAUUGGCACCUGUGCCCUUUUCUCCCGGGAGAUCCUCAAUCUCACCUGGUGGCCCUUGUUCCGGGAUGUUUCCUUCUACAUCCUUGACUUGUCCAUGCUCAUUGUCUUCUUCCUGGAUAGUCUCAUUGCCUGGUGGGAGAGCCUGUUGCUGCUGCUGGCCUAUGCCCUCUAUGUGUUCACCAUGAAAUGGAACAAGCAGAUUGAGCUUUGGGUAAAAGAGCAGCUCAGCAGGAGGCCAGUAGCCAAGGUCAUGGCCCUAGGGGACCUCAGCAAGCCCAGUGGUGGUGCCAUUGAGGAAAAUGAGCCAGAGGAUAACAAGAAGCUCAAGCUUCCGUCUGUGCUGACCCGAGGGAGCAGCUCGGCCUCACUACACAACAGCAUCAUCCGCAGCACCAUCUACCACCUCAUGCUCCACAGCCUGGACCCCCUGGGGGAAGCCUGCCCCUCCAAGGACAAUCAGGAGAGUUUGAAUCAGGAGGCCAGAGCCCAUCCCCAGACCAAAGCAGAGAGCAGUCCUGACGAGGAGGAGCCAGCCCAGCUCCCUGCGGUCACAGUCACUCCAGCCCCUGCUCCAGACGUCAAGGGAGAUCAGGAGGAGGAUCCAGGCUGCCAGGAAGAAGUGGGUGAGGUUGACAGAACAGGAGCUACGACAGGUGAAGAGGGGGAAACUGAGGCAGAAGGAAAAGUUGUUGAACAUGAGGGGGAAACUGAGGCAGAAGGAAAAGAAAAUGAACUUGAAGGGGAGACUGAGGCAGAAGGAAAAGAAGAUGAACUCGAAGGGGAGACUGAGGCAGAAGGAAAAGAAGAUGAACUCGAAGGGGAGACUGAGGCAGAAGGAAAAGAAGAUGAACUCGAAGGAGAAGGUGAAAUCCAAGUUGAUGACACAGAGGUAAAAGAUGGUGAAGGUGAAACAGAAGCCAAUGCUGAAAAUCAGUGUGAGACCACCCAAGAUGAAAAAAAUGCAGAUGAUGAAGGGGGAAGUGAUGGAGGGGAUAGUGGAGAAGAGGAAGAUGAUGAAGAGGAGGAAGAGGAGGAAGAAGAGGAAGAAGAGGAGGAGGAAAAUGAGGAGCCUCUGUCCUUGGAAUGGCCUGAGAGUAGGCAGAAGCAGGCCAUUUACCUCUUUCUCCUGCCUAUUGUGUUCCCACUGUGGCUGACAGUCCCCGAUGUACGGAGGCAGGAGUCCAGGAAGUUUUUUGUCAUUACCUUUCUGGGAUCCAUUAUCUGGAUAGCCAUGUUCUCAUACCUCAUGGUAUGGUGGGCUCACCAGGUCGGUGAAACCAUUGGGAUUUCAGAAGAGAUUAUGGGUUUGACAAUCCUAGCAGCAGGCACUUCAAUUCCUGACCUCAUCACCAGUGUGAUCGUUGCCCGGAAAGGCCUGGGAGACAUGGCCGUGUCAAGCUCAGUGGGCAGCAACAUAUUUGAUAUCACAGUAGGCUUACCUGUCCCCUGGCUCCUCUUCUCUCUCAUCAACACCCUGCAGCCUGUUCCAGUCAGCAGCAAUGGCCUGUUCUGUGCAAUUGUCUUGCUGUUUCUCAUGCUCCUGUUUGUGAUCUUCUCAAUCGCAUCAUGUAAAUGGAGAAUGAACAAGAUCCUUGGCUUCACAAUGUUCCUUCUUUACUUUGUAUUCUUGGUAAUCAGUGUGAUGUUAGAAGAUCGAAUCAUAUCCUGUCCUGUAUCUGUCUGACUCAGUCACUGAUGCU